Lactuca virosa is the source of this 1790-nucleotide messenger RNA. The record is from the annotation of a GenBank genome assembly. NCBI's taxonomy places the organism in Eukaryota, Viridiplantae, Streptophyta, Magnoliopsida, Asterales, Asteraceae.
AUGUGGAUAAGCAAUCUAGCGUUCUUCGUUAAGAUGAGCAACAUGACAAGUGAAAGUGAGGAGAGAAUGAAUUCACCGAAUGAUGAAGCCAGCAGUGAAAGAAACAUGAUAGGAAAUGGGACACUGAAGAAAGGUCCAUGGACAUCUGCUGAAGAUGCAAUUUUGGUGGAUUAUGUGAACAAAAACGGAGAGGGGAAUUGGAAUGCUGUUCAGAAGCACUCUGGGCUUUCUCGUUGUGGUAAAAGCUGUCGUUUAAGGUGGGCAAAUCACUUAAGACCUGAUCUCAAAAAAGGUGCCUUUACACCAGAGGAGGAACGCCGCAUCAUUGAACUCCAUGCUAAAAUGGGCAACAAAUGGGCACGCAUGGCUAUUGAGUUACCCGGACGUACAGAUAAUGAAAUCAAGAAUUUCUGGAACACAAGAACCAAGAGACGGCAGCGUGCGGGUUUACCGAUUUACCCUCCAGACGUAUGCCUCCAAACACUAAACGACAACACACAAUCCCAAAACAUGGGCACAUUCCCAAACGGAGAUAUAUCAUCAUCACAUCCCGAAAUCUUGCCAAAUAACAACUUCCAAAUCCCAGCAGUGGAGUUCAAGAAUUUAGGAUUAAGCCAUGAGUUAUUUGCCCCAAGCCUCCUGGAUAAUUUUCUCGAUAUUCCCGGAAAUACCCUCCUCGGAUCCAAUUUCCUAUUCCCGAUUUCACAUCCUCCCAAAAGAAUCAGAAGAUCCGAUCCAUAUCCCAUCUAUGAUGGUGGUGGUUUGAAUGAUAUUUUUCUAUAUGAAGAUUCAGGCAGCCAUGCCUUUUUAAAUGGCAACACUUCUUCUUCUUCUGAUCCCAUUUCAUGGGCCACGAAGAUGGAGCUCCCUUCACUCCAAUAUUCUUCUACCCAAAUGGGUAGCUGUGGUGCACCUUCUUCCCCGCUGCCUUCCCUUGAAUCUAUCGAUACUUUGAUCCAAUCUGCUCUGAUUGGUCAUCAAAAGUCGGAUAAUAGGAACAGCGGUUUGUUGGAAGCCGUGCUCUACGAGUCACAAACUUUGAAAACCUCAAAUUCAAAGAAUUCCAAUUGCAAUUCCAAUGAUGCUGCUGCUGCCUGUUCCUCUGAUGAUAAUGAUGAUGACUGGGAAGCUUAUGGGGACCCGAUGUCACCCUUGGGUCAUUCUGCUGCAUCCGUCUUCAGUGAAUAUACUCCUCAUACCUCACUCGAUGAACAUCAUGAUCAAUCCCUCGAGGCCAUUUCAGUGAAACAGGAAGCAGAAGCAGCAGCAGCAGCAGAUGAAACUGGUGGUAAGCAAUCAGAGAGAGAAGACAAUGACAAUGACAAUGAGAUGAUGAUGAUGAAGUAUUGCAGGCCAGAUUUGCUUCUGGACUCCCCCUGGUUUGGUGGUGGUGGUGGUGGUGGUGGUUCCACUUCCACUUCAAACAAAGACCAUUGUGGGCUGCUAAUCGACCCUCUCGGUGCACUUUUUCCUGAUGAUUUUUGCAACGCCUCCAACCACAUGUCUGUGCCUGGGCCUUCUUCACCCUUUGAUGUUUGAUGAGAAGAUGAAAUCUGUUAAUUACUUUGAAAAUUUUCUGGUAUGGAUUCAUUAUGAGGAUCUUAUUUGGUUAAAUGUUGAUUAGACCUCAGACCCUUGGUCCUUUGUUGUUUCUACUACCUUUGAUUUGACUUUCUCAUGUUAUAGACUUGUUUUGCCUAUAUUUCCACUAAAAAUGUUCAUCGAUAAUGUGUUCCCUAACAAUUUUACAACUGGAUAUUGGAAAUAUAUUGUAUUCACACCCAUUGUGC